GAUCAAUCCAUUAUUGUCGAGCGGUGGCACAACAGGAAAGAGAACAGAACAGGAAGGAAUAUCCUAUCUACGAGAGACAGGCCAGCUAUCUCUGACCUCUCUGGAUGCAGGACAACGCAUCCGAGAUCCAUGGAUACAGGAGCCGGAAACAUCAGGAUCCCACGCACGAGGCACGGAUCUCCUGCCAGUCGCUCGGAUGCACAAUUCUACGGUUCUGGCCCGGGCAAAACCCCCAUCCUCUCGUACUGCCGCAUCGGGGAGGGGGAAAAGAUGCUGAUGGCGCUCGUAAAAGGCUGGAGAAUCAUUCCUGCUUGCUCCGGACAAAGUUAGGAAGUUGUUCUGUCGGCACUGCUGCAGUAUGUAUCACCUUCCAAUUAACUAUUAUUAUUGUUUUAAUAAUAAUGCCCCUCCGCCCUCCGUGCACUCUCUCCUCCUCUCUCCACUCCCCACAGAAAACGAGGAUCGUCGGGUUUUUAUCAGCCAACGACUAUCUGGGGAACGGACGACGUGCUCUUCCAUAUUUUAUUUCUCAAGUUCUGAUACUACUAGUACUACUAGCGCUAGUUUUCACUACUCCCACGCCGCGAGUCUAUCUCGGGUCCUGAGCGACAGACCGGACAUCGGGAUCGCAAUAUUCUCGGCCUUGCUGGUCUACAGAGGAGAUUGUUGUUUGCCCCUCGCUGGCCGUGCGCCGGAACGAUGGAUGCCAGUUCCUUGCUGAGCCGGUGAUUGAUCGCACCAGGAAUCGACAGUCUAGCAUCAUCGUCCUCGAGAAGAAGUACUCUUAAGGGGCACAGCCGAUUUUUCGUCUAUUUUUGCCUCCUCCCCCGAACUCUUUGCUACCAUAUACCAUACACAUACUGCCGUUGUUCCCCGUCACAUCCGGUUUCCAGGAAACAGGCCAGAACCCUUAGCGCCCUGUGGCU
Molecule: messenger RNA, 926 nt
Organism: Paecilomyces variotii
Lineage: Eukaryota; Fungi; Ascomycota; Eurotiomycetes; Eurotiales; Thermoascaceae
Exons: 2
Coding region: 105-605 (166 amino acids)
Source: RefSeq, a predicted model, not a curated record